AUGAGAGAAACCAUGGCCCUUUUAGCGGCUUUGGUGGGAGGUGUAUCUGGAUUUUAUGAAGGGACCAAAUUAAGUUCACUUAGAUAUUUGACUGAGAAUGGUCAUAGAUUACCUACUACAGUUGGAGGAUGGUAUUUCUAUCAUAAAAAGAAGAACUAUGUCAUGUUACUUAGUGGGAUGAAGACUGGCUUAAAACAUUCAUUUCGAUAUUCUGUUUCAGUAACAAGUUUUUUUGGUUUGGAAUGGAUCUUGGAUACUUAUGUUCGUAGUGGUACUAUAGAUAUGGCCAAUACAACCAUUGCUUCAAUGAUAUCUGCCUUUGGGUAUGCCAAAUUAAAUCAUCUUAGUGCUAUUCAAACACGUAAAUAUAUGGGAAGAGGAUUUUUAUUGGGGUUGAGUUUAGGGUUUACACAAGAUAUGCUUAUUUUCACCAGAGGUGGAUACGUUUGGUAUUUAGAUAAACUUGGUAUAAAAAAUCCUCAAGCUGAAGCAUCAUUACUGUAA
Messenger RNA from Lizanozyma spartinae, 504 nucleotides. RefSeq lists its product as uncharacterized. The transcript is spliced from 2 exons. The coding region runs from base 1 to 504 and encodes 167 amino acids. Lineage: Eukaryota; Fungi; Ascomycota; Pichiomycetes; Serinales; Debaryomycetaceae. The record is from RefSeq and is a predicted model, not a curated record.